Messenger RNA from Botrytis sinoallii, 530 nucleotides. RefSeq lists its product as uncharacterized. Bases 1 to 321 code for a protein of 106 amino acids. The transcript is spliced from 2 exons. Lineage: Eukaryota; Fungi; Ascomycota; Leotiomycetes; Helotiales; Sclerotiniaceae. The record is from RefSeq and is a predicted model, not a curated record.
AUGUUAAUUCCAGAGAUCUUGAGGGCUCCCAUUACGGCAUCCAUAGUGAUGAUCGAGAUAUACGCUCAAAUAAUCAAAAUGCACACAAUGAACACGAAGUCGCUUGCUGCCAUCGACAAAAAUGGGCUUCCCUUAAUUCCGCAUGGUCCUCAGCGACAAAAACUUCAGUCGCUCCAGAAAUAUAGCCUCUUUGUUGCUAAGAUAGCGAUGGCAGUUGCUGCGAUUUUUUUGGGAACUAUCGGUGUCAUUCUUAUCGCUAGUGCCAUUCAAUUUGUAUCCGCGCUAUUAAGUAAAAAGAUAGAUGCUACUGGUACUUUGUAAUGAAUCAAGGCAGUCAAACUGCAACCGCGCUACGAUCUUGUCAUUUACCUGGCAGCUUGUCUGAACAACGUUACUGAAGAUUAAAUAACAUACGUCAAUCUUGGAGAGUUGGGCGUUCCGCGAUGAAGCUUCUUAUCGUCGUCGAUGAUUAGGGAUUUUGCAUGGUUGGCGGUGCUUCCUAGUCACCAUGAGCAUUGUAUAUGGUUAAG